GAAAUCAGCAGGGGAUAAGAAGUCAGAGAAAGCAGUAGAUAAGGUAGGAUCACACUUUCUUGUAUUUUCCUAUCUACUCAUCAUUCUUCAUAAGCCAAGAUAUAUAAAAAUCAGACACAAAAGGGAAAUCCUUAAUAACACAAUGUUAGCUUCAACAGCUCUGAAUCUGGGUUCAUUAGGCAGUUGUAUAGUGAAUGUGUCAGCCCACAGUUGCCAUAAACCUUCCCUGAUUCUACAAUGUACUCAAUCGCUGCCAUUCUUGGCAUUACCAAAUACUAUUGUCAAGCCUUUUAAUGGAAGCAGUAACAGUAGCUGGAAAUUAAGUACACCAUUCAAGACUGCCGUUGCUGCUGUUGAUUCCUCUGAGCCUGCCGAAAAGCAAGAGACAGAAAGGAAGAAGUACUAUUUUCUUGUUGCAAAUGCCAAAUUCAUGCUAGAUGAAGAGGAGCAUUUCCAGGAGCAAUUGUUUGAACGUCUUCGUCUCUUUGGAGAGCGCAACAUGGAGCAGGAUUUCUGGCUUGUGAUUGAGCCAAAAUUCUUGGAUAAAUUCCCUAAUAUUACCAAGAGACUGAAGAGACCUGCAGUAGCUCUUGUCUCAACAAAUGGCCCGUGGAUCACGUUCAUGAAGUUGAGACUAGACAGAGUUUUACAGGAGAGCUAUGAAGCUGACAGUCUAGAAGAAGCUUUGGCAUGUACUCCCGUUAGUCUUAAGUUUGAAAAGCCAGAGAAGUGGGUAGCUCCAUACCCGAAGUACGAAUCUGAGUGGUGGACGCCCUUCUUACCCCCUGGAUCUCAGACAUCUAAGGUAUGGAAAUUAUUAUCGUCAUAUAACAAUUACGGAAUAAGACAUACGUUUGCCACCGCCUAGGGCGGCAUGGACAGGUUUCUGGCGGCCAAAGAGGUGAGGCUUCUCGUUG
This is a messenger RNA of Nicotiana tabacum (common tobacco), 917 nucleotides long. Lineage: Eukaryota; Viridiplantae; Streptophyta; Magnoliopsida; Solanales; Solanaceae. The record is from RefSeq and is a predicted model, not a curated record.